Molecule: messenger RNA, 1216 nt
Organism: Amoebophrya sp. A120
Lineage: Eukaryota; Dinophyceae; Syndiniales; Amoebophryaceae
Source: the annotation of a GenBank genome assembly
GCUUGGUGCCGCUGGAAAAACUCCGCUUCAGCCAGAGGCAGAUCUCCCCCGUUUUCAAAUGCGGGAAGAGCAUCGAGGCCGUGCGGGACGCCCUCGCGUCUGGCGGCCUGACCGUCUUCGACUUCCCGCCGCUGAUGGUCCACAGUGUCGAGACUGUCGCAGACCCGGCGGCCCGGGGUCUCUACUCCGCAGACAACCGGCGGCUGUGGUGCUUCCAGGAAGCCCGGAAGGCGGCGGAGCUUAUCCACUGCAGACGUGAUGUCGGGGUCUGGGAGAGAAGUGCGAGCCUGUGGCGCUCGGUCUGGUCGAUAUUGUAAAAAUCUGUUCUGCGCAGCCAGCAAGUAGACCUCCUUUUUCGACGCAGAGAAUAGAUCUUGCAUGGGGGAUACAUACUAAGCAUUGGGAGCCAUAAUUCGAAAAACCUGUGAAGAUGCUAGUAGGGCUUGCAUGAUGACAGACGACCACCUUCUGUGUCAUGCAAAGGCAGCAGCACAAAGAAAGCUGUGCACUCUAAUUCCAGACCCAGACAUACUUAUUUGCACUUCAUAAAGCUUCAGAGCGUGAAAAACGACCUCACAGCCGUCCCGUGCUGGGUCUUCAACGAGGAGUGCGGUGCGGCGCUGCAUCCAAAGCACCUUCUGCGAAUCCAGGAGGUCCUGGGCGAGGGCGGUGGCUACGGGAGAACGGUGUCCGUUCGCGGACCCGGCGGGCACGUGUUUGGUGGCGAAGUGAAGGAGGCGGUGGAGGUAAUAGACCUCACAUGACCUGUUCUGCGAUCCUCGUGGGAAUGAGAACAUUUUUUGCGCGCGACGAAGUGCUAGAAGGUAGUCAAUUCAUUGAAGAAUCCUACUCAAACACAAACUCCUACUUUGAUCUUCUAUUUGAUUUUACGUCCACUCACAGUUUAGGUUUACGUCCAAUUAUUUUGAUUUUACUUAUGGUCGAGUGAACGUCCACUCACAUGAGAAUGAGGCAAGACAAAUGUUCAAAUGUCAGGACAAACACAAACAUGAUGAUGAUGCUUUUGAUUUUACAUUUGGAAUAUAGAUACUUACUCCUUCCACCCAGAAUGUAACACUGUGGCAAAGAAAAAUACAGAUUGCUCCGCUUGAGUCGAAACAAGAUAGAACGAGAACUAGGAGUGUCACUGUUCUCUAGGAAAAAUAAACAUUUUCGCCAUCGGGCACGAAAGUAGGGCCAGCUUUUUUGCCAAGGC